UAUCGCGGAUUGUGACAGGAUAUUGACUAUGUGUAUAUCGAAGAUAAAGUCGCUGUUGGACAUUUUAUAUUUUCACCUAAAGCUGAUAAAAUAAUUGCGUAAAAUCUUCUGGGCGAUCGCGAUAACGAAAUGGUGUCAAGCGCCCAAAAUGGCAGUUGUUCUGCGACAGAGAUGACUAUCAGAAACAAUUUUAGAUCAAUCGUCAUUCUGUGCUUAGUUCAAAUAAUAUCCACAGUUGCGUAUAAUUCAGGCGAAAGUCAAUUGACGGCUAACGAAGUUUGUACAAAAUGUCACUGCAUGGAGGGUGUAGGAGGUUAUUUUGGGAAUCAAUUAGAGGUUUCGAUAGAUUGUUCGCAAAGGCAACUGAAUGACUUGCCUGUCGACUGGCCCUCUAACAUAACAAAGAGCGAAGAUCUAAAAGAUGCCGCAUUAGUGGUUUCAUUUUCUGGAAAUCCGCUGAUCACAUUGAGGAAACUGCCACCUACGCUAGCUAAAAAUGUAUCUUUUAGUUUUCGAUAUUGCGGUCUAACUGAACUAGUAAGUGGUGCAUUUAUGGACGUGCCAUUUUUAGAAAAGCUGGAUCUUAGCUGUAACAGUCUGACUACGGAAUCCUUGCACGGAGAUGUAUUUCGCGGCCGCUACAAUGUGAGGAAUUACGAGCCUUUGCCUGUUCGAAUUUUGUUACUGGCACAAAAUAGAUUAACAAAUGGUUUAUCGGCAUUAUCCUUAGAACAUAUGCCGGAUUUACGUAAAUUAGAUUUAUCUUACAACUACAUAAAUGAGCUACAUGAAGGCACAUUGAGAGCUAUUACAGGAAUUAGAAAAUUAGAGGUAAACAAACCGUAGUAGUAGUAGAGUACUUAGGAACUCAUUC
Molecule: messenger RNA, 874 nt
Organism: Ctenocephalides felis (cat flea)
Lineage: Eukaryota; Metazoa; Arthropoda; Insecta; Siphonaptera; Pulicidae
Exons: 5
Coding region: 130-846 (238 amino acids)
Molecular function (GO): protein binding
Source: RefSeq, a predicted model, not a curated record